UAGUUUUUGUUAAGCAAGAAGGAUGCGUCUGCGACAGAGAGAGACUGUCGGAAGCCAGUUAUGGCAAGUCACCAUCUAGUGGGUGGCCGGCUGAGUUUCAUUGCCCAGAAACUAUUGGGUUGUUAAGCAAUCAAGAGCGUCACGUUUGCUGGAUGCUAGCUUGUUCCCAUCCAACUCCACUUGCGUUUUUUCAAUACAUAUGCCCAUCACAUUGUGUUCGAGCAAUUGAUAAGUAUCAUAGAACACUCGAUCUAGCUUUGGAUUAUACUGAUGACCAGAAAGUGCUUCGUAGACUCAGAGGAAUGAAAAACGCAAUGAAUGAACCAAGGAUUUUGUCUGAUUGGGAAACUUGGAUGCAACAAAAAACGGCGAUUUUAGUUCGUCGUUCUGUGCGUAAUACGCAUUUUAAUCUUCACAAGGAAAUAAACGCUUUUGCGCAAACCGAGGAAAAGCAACAAAAGACUGGGAUGGUUGAUGAGGAUGAUGAAUUGGAGGUAUAUGCUGAAGAAACCGUUAAAGACGAUGGAACAAAAUGGAUUAAGCAAGCGAAAGUGCGACCACGCACUGAUCUAGCUUUCUAUGAUAUUGUAGACAUGACACCAGGUUCGAAUAGUAACUUUGUACGGUCAUUGGAUAGUAAGGUAGUGCGUGAAAUAAGCAAGUCAAAGUUAUUGCUGACACCUGUCAUAGACAAUGAAAAUGGCGAAAAAAGACGCUAUGGCGAGGUGGAAUCUUUCGAAAGAGACAAUGAUCUCGCAGAUUAUAAUUUAUCCGAGUUAGGUUAUCGAGAGACAUUCCUUACACCACUUAUACGUAGUCUAUUCCGGGAAGACCGAAAUACGGCGAAAGAUGAUGAAGAAAAUAGAAAUUCUGGACGAAAAAUAGACAUUAUCUGGUGUAUGAAACCGACAGAUCUUGAAUUUUCUAUCUGUGAAGUAAGCGGACCACCAAAUAAACGAGAUCAUAGGCACUUUUUCACAGACAAGAUAAAGAUUGCGAAGAUGUUAAAAAUUUAUGCUAUUCCCUCUCUGAUUGGUGGCCGCAAAAUCAUGUGA
Molecule: messenger RNA, 1055 nt
Organism: Paraglomus brasilianum
Lineage: Eukaryota; Fungi; Glomeromycota; Glomeromycetes; Paraglomerales; Paraglomeraceae
Source: the annotation of a GenBank genome assembly